This is a messenger RNA of Nannospalax galili (Upper Galilee mountains blind mole rat), 566 nucleotides long. Its product is annotated as YEATS domain-containing protein 2-like. The record is from RefSeq and is a predicted model, not a curated record. The transcript is spliced from 4 exons. Lineage: Eukaryota; Metazoa; Chordata; Mammalia; Rodentia; Spalacidae. Bases 138 to 389 code for a protein of 83 amino acids.
UGAUACAGACUUGAAGGUGAUACACGAAUGGAAAUUUGGAAUAUGCUGAUCUGAUCUAACUCCUCUUCAUAGCUACUACUCGAGAUGCUGCUGUGCAGAAAAUUGAGACUAUUAUUAAGGAACAGUUUGCUCUUGAAAUGAAGAAUAAGGAACAUGAAAUUGAAGUCACUGACCAGCGACUGAUUGAGGCAAGAAGGAUGAUGGAUAAGCUUCGAGCCUGCGUUGUAGCAAACUACUAUGCUUCUGCUGGCCUUCUGAAAGCGUCUGAGGACACUUCUGGUGUUAGUGGUACCCAUAAAAGAGAACUACAUAAUGCUGAUCUCACAGGAGAUGAGACCUCACGACUUUUUGUAAAGAAAACAAUAGUAGUGGGUAAUGUGUCCAAGUGAGUACCAGUUGAAAUGUCUGGUUUCCAUUAUUCACUGUCAUUAGCACUGUAAUUAGCUCUCUUAAGAUCAUAUUGCAGUAGGAACAAGCCUUGGGGACAGUCUUUUCCAAGGUCUUAUUUUAAAAGUAAAUGCUGGACUGGGCAUGGUGACACAUGCCUUUAAUCCCAGCACUCAGGA